GAAAGUGCAAAUGCCGUUCCUCUUCUUCUGGAGACUCCAGCAACCUCCCCUUCAUUUAAUCUUGAUAUGUACCGCGCCUGUCUUCUGGCUACAGUCACUUCCUUAUUGGCUCAACAGGUGACUACUUCUUUUGGCCUAAAAGCUUAUCCAAAUUAA
Messenger RNA from Protopolystoma xenopodis, 156 nucleotides. The record is from the annotation of a GenBank genome assembly. NCBI's taxonomy places the organism in Eukaryota, Metazoa, Platyhelminthes, Monogenea, Polystomatidea, Polystomatidae.